AUGAGGCAGGCGCGGGCGCAGGCGCCGCCGCCGCCGCCGCCCGGUGUGCAGCGUAGCGAGGCCGGCAGCAUGGGCGGCGGCGCGCUCGCAUCUGGUGCCGGCGGGGGCGCUGUGUGCGACGAGCCCGACAGCUGGCAUGCGGGGCCCACUGCCGCUGAGCUGUUCCACUUUGUGGCGCAGCACGGCAUGCACAGCGCCCCGCUGGAUGCGGUGGUUCGUGCGUGGCAUGACGACCGGCACGCUGGCGGCGGCAGCCAACAGGCCCGCCUGGCGCAGCGCCAGCGGCGCCACCAUGCGCAGCACCCUGCAGCACAGCCCCGCCGGCAGCAGUGGCAGGAGCAGCAGCACCAGUGGCAGCAGCAGGAGCAGCAGCAACCAAGCCUUCAGCAGCAGCAGCAGCAGCUGGCAUCACAGCAGCAGCAGGCGUACCAGGCAGCCCCUGGCAGCGGCACCGCCCUGCAGCGGCCGCCUGUGCAGCAGCAGCAGCAGCAGGCGGCCCAGCAGGGCUGGCAGGAGAGCGUGCCUUUCCCUGCGCCACCGUCAGCGCAGCCAGCGGCAGGGUGGGAGCAGGUGCCCGCGGCGGCCGCCCCUGCGCCCAAGCUGAGGCAGGCGGUGCUGGUCAGCGCCGGCAAGUUUGUCGCUCCUGAGCCGGAGCUGCCUGAGGCAUCAGCCUGGCAGAAGACUCCCGGCGCUCUUCAGCCCUCCAACCAAGCAGGCAAGCAGCCCCAGAAGAAAAGCAAGGCGGUGCAGGCCAAGGCAGGCAGCCUGCCUCGUGCGGCGCCAGCGGCAGCCGCAGCAGGGGCGGCAGGCAGCGACGGCUCCGAUUUCGAGGACGGAGCGGCGCAGAGGGAGGCGUGGCUGGCAGCCAAGCGGCUCCGCAAGGCGCCCGCCGCUGCCCUACCAUCAGGGGGGUCGGCGGCGGCCAGCGGCGGCGGUGCUUCAGCUGCUGGCAAGGCGCUGCUGGCAAGGGAGUUUCUGGAGAUUGGGCCCUGGUCGUGCGUGGUGGACUGCACAUCCCCACUGGGCUUCUCCCGCUUUGCGAGCGACAUGCAGAAGGCGCCCUCCUGCAGCAUCGGGCUGUUGCUUGUCGACGGCAGCGGCAGCCAGUUCCACAGCACCCUCGAGCCUCUGACAAAGGAGCAGCGGCGCAGCAUCAAGGCGGCUGCCUCGGCUCCGGCAGCGGGCAGCAGCGGCAAGAAGCCGCGCGGCAGCGGCAAGGGCAAGGCAGGGGCGCCAGCCGCCGUUGCUGCAGGCGCCGAGGCCAGCGCGGCGGCGCAGGCCGCUGGGCCCGCUGCCACCGAUGGCGGGGCCGCGGGCGGCAGCCGCCUCGUCGGCCUCUGCCUGCUGCCGAUCGCUGUGGACGAGCUGAGCGGCGGCGGCGCCCCUGGGCCCACCAUGUAUUUCAUGCCCCUGGCUGCCGGCACCUUUGGCGGGCACGAGGUGGCAGAGGAGGCAGCCACACAGGGCCGCGACCUGGCGGCGCAGCUGGUGGCCAAUCCGGAGGGAGGCGCCAUCCUCGCUUUCAACAUGCAGGGCCUGCUGCGCCUGCUGGGCGAGGCGCGGGUGGCGCUGCCUGCGCCGCACCGCCUGGCGCUUGUGGACCCCCGCCUGCUGGCCUGGCUGCUGGAGCCGCAGCUGCUGCAGGGCAGCGACAAGGAGCUAAGCGACUACUCGCUGCAUGAGCUGGCGGGCCGCCACCUGGGCGGCAUGCCAGCUGGCGCCAGCACACCGGGUGCCGCCGCCGGCAGCGGCGGCGGCGAUGGCAGCCCGGAUGCUGCGGGUCCCGGCGCGGGAGCCUGGGGGGCUGCGGUGGGGCCCCCUGGUGGUGCUGCCGGGAAUGUCAGUGGCGCCGCCGCAGCCAGCGGCGGUGCGGUUUCGCCGCUGCAGCGGAUGCGGCGGGUGCUGGAGGUGGCGGUGUCGUUAGGCGAGCGCCUGCAUGUGCAGCUGAGCGAGGCGCAGCUCCCUCCCGAGACGAUGCAGCAGGAGAUGCAGGCGAGGCAGGCUUCCCUAGCAGCAACUCGGGCGGUGGCGGCGCUGCUGGCGCAGAUGGAGGGCGCGGGGCUGGGCUUUGAUCCGUGGCUGCUGCGGGAGGCGGGCCGCGUGGCGCGCAGCCACAUGUCUCGCAUAGAGGAGGAGUGUGCUGAGCUGGCGGGGCGCCCCUUCAACCCAGCCUCCCCGCAGCAGCUGGCCGAGGUGCUGUACAGCGUGCUCAAGCUGCCGCCGCCCACCGGCCGGGGCCGCUCCUCGGCCAAGACCCACCUUCGCACCGACGAGCAGGCGCUGGAGGCGCUGAGGCCGCUGUCGCCGCUGCCCGGCCUGGUUCUUGAGUACCGGGCGCUGCAGAACUUCUCCUCAAAGUGGGUGGAGGCCGAUUGGUGCCGCGCAGCCGCUGCCGGCUUCGAGUCUGCUGACGCGUACGCGGCGGCACGCCCCGGCGGCGGCGGCUGGCCCCGCGUGCACUGCUGCUGGCACCAGACCAGCACCGCCACGGGGCGGCUCAGCAGCAGCGCGCCCAACCUGCAGGCGCGCAGCCGGAUGGCGGCGGCGGGUGGUGCGGUGCUCGUGGUGCACCUGCACGAUGAGCUGCUUGUGGAGGUGGAUGCCCGGCAGGUGGAUGGGGCCUGGGUGGCGCAGGAGCUGCGGCGCGUGAUGGAGGGGGUGGUGCAGCUGCGGGUGCCGCUGGCGGUGAAGGUCAAGGCUGGGGAGCAGUGGGGCAGCAUGGCGGCGGUGGAAUGA
Chlorella variabilis is the source of this 2736-nucleotide messenger RNA. RefSeq lists its product as hypothetical. Gene Ontology annotation, biological process: DNA-templated DNA replication; double-strand break repair. The record is from RefSeq and is a predicted model, not a curated record. The transcript is spliced from 11 exons. NCBI's taxonomy places the organism in Eukaryota, Viridiplantae, Chlorophyta, Trebouxiophyceae, Chlorellales, Chlorellaceae. Gene Ontology annotation, molecular function: DNA-directed DNA polymerase activity; DNA binding. Bases 1 to 2736 code for a protein of 911 amino acids.